Molecule: messenger RNA, 1863 nt
Organism: Venustampulla echinocandica
Lineage: Eukaryota; Fungi; Ascomycota; Leotiomycetes; Helotiales; Pleuroascaceae
Product: putative aminopeptidase P, cytoplasmic
Exons: 3
Coding region: 1-1863 (620 amino acids)
Molecular function (GO): metalloaminopeptidase activity
Source: RefSeq, a predicted model, not a curated record
AUGGAGAAGGUCAACACCACAGAGCGCCUUACUCGGCUAAGAGAGCUUAUGAAACAGCGCAAGCUCGAUAUUUACAUCGUUCCUAGUGAGGACAGCCAUUCUUCCGAAUAUAUCGCACCAUGUGACGCAAGGAGGGAAUAUAUAUCUGGCUUCUCUGGUUCAGCGGGGACAGCAGUAAUCACGCACGAGAAAGCCGCACUCGCGACCGACGGACGAUACUUUAACCACGCGUCGAAGCAGCUUGACGCGAAUUGGCUCCUGCUCAAGCAAGGCCUACAAGAUGUUCCUACGUGGCAGGAAUGGUCGGCAGAGCAGUCUGAAGGAGGCAAGGCUGUUGGCGUCGAUCCAAAGGUUAUAUCUGCGUCAGAGGCGCGGAAACUAUCCGAAAAGAUCAAGAAACGGGGCGGCCAAGAGCUGCUGGCGAUAGAUGAAAACCUUGUGGACCUCGUCUGGGGGAGCAGCCAACCACCUAGGCCUAGCGAGCCGGUGAAGAUCCUGCCGAAGGCCUUUGCAGGAAAAGAAGUGAAGACGAAGCUCGAAGAACUUCGGAAGGAGCUGGAAAAGAAGAAGAGCUCUGGGUUCAUCGUUUCGAUGCUGGAUGAGGUUGCUUGGCUGUUUAAUAUGAGGGGGAACGAUAUUCCAUACAACCCAGUAUUCUUCUCUUACGCUGCAAUCACACCCACGUCGGCUACGCUAUACGUAGACUCGUCGAAACUGGGCAGCGAAUGCAAAACUUACCUUACUGAAAAUGGGGUCUCUGUCCGACCAUACCACAAGAUAUUCGAUGAUACCGAAGUUCUAGGCAAAUCUCUGGACACGAAAGAAAGCGGUGAUGGUGUGCCGGAAGUCAAGAUUAAGAAAUUCUUGGUGUCAACGAAGACAUCUUGGGCGCUGAAGCGAUCAUUGGGUGGAGAGACCAAGGUCGAAGAGAUUCGAAGCCCCAUUGGUGAUGCCAAAGCUGUCAAGAACGAGACUGAGCUUGAGGGCAUGAGAGCCUGCCACGUCCGGGAUGGUGCAGCUCUGACUGAGUAUUUCGCCUGGCUGGAACACCAGCUCACCGUUGAGAAGGUAGAACUCGAUGAGGUCGUUGCCGCAGACAAGCUAGAAGAGCUCCGGAAAAAGCAAAAGAACUAUGUGGGACUCUCGUUUGACACGAUCUCAUCGACGGGUGCCAACGCGGCGGUGAUCCAUUACAAGCCUGAAAAGGGGAAUUGCUCUGUCAUUGAUCCUAAGGCGGUCUAUCUGUGUGACUCGGGCGCUCAGUAUCUUGAUGGUACUACCGACACCACUAGAACGCUCCAUUUCGGAGAACCGACAGAAAUGGAAAGAAAAGCGUAUACGCUGGUGCUCAAGGGGAACAUCGCUCUGGAUGUUGUUGUAUUUCCCAAAGGCACUAGUGGGUUCGCCUUAGAUACGCUGGCCAGACAAUUCUUAUGGGAAGAAGGUCUAGAUUACAGACACGGUACAGGUCACGGUGUCGGCUCAUAUCUAAACGUACAUGAAGGGCCAAUCGGAAUUGGGACCCGGAUACAAUAUUCCGAAGUUCCUCUGGCGCCAGGCAACGUGAUAUCAAACGAGCCUGGCUACUACGAAGACGGAAGCUUUGGUAUCCGCAUCGAGAACAUCAUCAUGGUAAAGGAGGUUGAGACCAAGCACAGGUUUGGUGACAAACCGUACCUUGGUUUUGAGCAUGUAACCAUGGUGCCAUACUGCCGGAAACUCAUUGACGAGGAACUCCUGACAAGGCGGGAGAAGCAUUGGUUGAACGAGUAUCACGCCGAUAUCUAUGGCAAGACCAAGCAUUUCUUCAAGCCUGAUUCGGUGGCGAUGAAGUGGUUGGAGCGCGAGACGCAACCAAUUUAA